This is a messenger RNA of Ipomoea nil (Japanese morning glory), 1366 nucleotides long. RefSeq names its product protease HtpX homolog. Gene Ontology annotation, cellular component: endoplasmic reticulum membrane. Lineage: Eukaryota; Viridiplantae; Streptophyta; Magnoliopsida; Solanales; Convolvulaceae. The transcript is spliced from 9 exons. Gene Ontology annotation, biological process: CAAX-box protein processing. The record is from RefSeq and is a predicted model, not a curated record. Gene Ontology annotation, molecular function: metalloendopeptidase activity. The coding region runs from base 101 to 1102 and encodes 333 amino acids.
GCGGUAAAUUGUAACCAUGGGUACGCACGGCACGGCUGUUGGUUGGAAACAAUAAAUCCCAAUUCCAAACACUGGACUCUAAGAUUCUAUCCAUCUUUCCAUGGCUUCCGUUGCCCUUUAUUCUACCACUUUCCCGCCGCCCAAAGCAUCGCCGCCUCUCGCUGUUUACUUUGGCGCCAAAGCCAGCAACUCCGCUGUCCCUUCGCUUUCCUUUGGAAUCGCGCGGCCAAAGUCUCAUCCGUUAAGAAGGGCUUUUGUUUGCCGAGCAGCCUCAGUCGUGUUUCGCGAUCUAGACGCCGAUGAUUUUAGGCAUCCUCUUGAUAGACAGAAUACACUGCUUUUGAGAGCAAUUCCAGGUUUGAAUGAGGUCGGCAAAGCUUUAUUGGGAACUGUGUCAGAGCAGGUCAUGUUUCUGGAGAACAUAGGAACAUCACUUCUUGUUUCUGAAAAUCAGCUCCCUGAACUUCAUCAAUUAAUGGUUGAGGCUGCUAAAAUACUAAGCAUUGAGACUCCUGACUUGUAUGUGCGUCAAAGUCCUGUACCAAAUGCAUAUACUCUGGCCAUCAGUGGCAAAAAGCCUUUUGUCGUUGUCCACACAAGUCUAGUGGAGCUCCUCACACGGAAGGAGUUACAGGCUGUCUUGGCUCAUGAGUUAGGUCAUUUGAAGUGCGAUCAUGGUGUGUGGCUGACAGUUGCAAAUAUUCUCACUCUUGGGGCAUAUUCUUUACCUGGUCUUGGUGGUUUGAUCGCUCAACGAUUGGAAGAACAGCUUUUUCGCUGGCUUCGUGCAGCGGAACUCACUUGUGAUCGUGCAGCACUUCUUGUUGCACAAGACCCAAAGGUGGUUGUCUCUGUUCUAAUGAAACUUGCUGGUGGCUCCCCAUCUUUGGCUGAUCAACUGAAUGUGGAUGCCUUCUUGGAACAAGCUCGCUCUUACGAUCAGGCUUCUUCAACCCCAGUGGGAUGGUAUAUAAGAAACGCUCAAACAAGGCAACUUUCACACCCUCUCCCUGUUUUACGUGCACGCGAGAUAGAUGAAUGGUCAAGGAGUCAAGAGUACCAGUAUCUUGUGAAACGCGCAAUGCGGGUCAAUUCUGUGUAACAAAUUCAAUUAUGAAUUCAAGAUUGAAAUCUAAUGAGCUGCGAGAUUUUCAGGCCUAGGCCUGGGUUGCUAGUUAAUGGAUUGAAGCAGCAUAGGAAAAAGUCAGUGGAAGCAGUAUGUAUACUGUAUAGGAGGGUAUAGGAUUGAAAAUUCAUCUGCUUAUGGCAGAGUAUUACUUGUAUGUAUGUAGAAAUAAAUUGUUAAAGCACAAAUGUAAGGUGGCGAGUAACAUUCUUCAACAACUUGAUGGUCAGCUUCGAAUCU